CACUCAAAGUCUCAAAGUUGCUUUCCGAAAGUUGCCCAUAGCCAUGAGAGUGGCUCUGAGUACGGAAGCCCCAGCUGAAGCGUCUGGAAGUGUUGUUGCGCCAACUGAAGCAUUUGAGAGUGCCGUAGUGCCCGGUGUCAAACUGCAUGCAAAAGCAUGUGAAGGUAGCACGCUGUUUCAAAAUGAUUUGCCGGCAACUGAGAUGGGGUUGAGCGAAGAGGCAGAGGUGUUGUAUUGGCGAAAGUACAGCACACCGAAGUGCCGGAAGUGCAACAGCUGCCAAAAGGAUCCAGGUGAAGCUGGCUGGCACAUUGGAUACAUUGGAUACAUUGGAUACAUGGGUGCUUGACGACCAUGCAGCAAUCGAGGCGACGUUCGGUGACCAGGUGAAAGUGCCACACGUUCUCCGGCUUCCGGCACCUCGAACAUCCUGACGGUUUGCCGUCCAAACGUGGCACCCAAGUGGUUACGAUUUUAAUGAUUUGAUGGUUUCAAUAUGUUUUGGAAAAUGUUUUGGAAAAUGUUUCAAUGUGGACUUGGAAAAGGAAGAGGAGGUUCAAAGGGAGAAGCGUGUACUGCAGGAGAGGAAAAAGAGGGUGCAAAAGAAACUUGACAAAGAACGAUGUGAACAUGUAUUGUGCUGCUUUCCUUUAUAUUUCUUCUGCAUGUUUCUCAGCUUUACGUUUCUCAUCCUUGCAUCUUUGUGCCGCAUGACGUAGCCUCUGCUGUUCUACUGAGCUUGGCAGUGGUUGUGUUGCUGGGCAGCGUGGCAUUGAAUGGUUGCUUCGCCUAUCAUGGUGUGCAUACGCGUGUUGUUUCCUUGGUGCACUAGGCGUGGCUGCGGCCAUUGCUCGUUAGUGUGCUGAUCGCUGGGCUGCCAUGCCGUGGCCUCUCCACCUGUGUUGUGCUUGGUCGGUUAGCUCCCUGGAAGAGGAGAUAGAGGACAUGGAGGAUAUGGAUAAGAAAUCGGUCGCUGAACGCACCAUUGUCUUCCACGGCUCCAUCCUUGAGGGUAAGGGCCCAUGUGUUUCCUCAUGGCCUGGGAAGUACGAAUCUGCUUGGGAUGUCCUGGUCACAGGAAGCCGCAAAGGCAAUGUCAGCGCCGCUGUGGUCUUUCUGCCAGAAGGCUCUGAGCAUUUCGGCUGCCAUGACCCAAUCCUAGAGGAGGAAAACCUUGAGGGCAGCUGCUUGCAGGGAUGAAGGGAAAGGGCAAAGUUUAGCACUUUCUGACGGCUGGCGAGGAACACAUGAGGCGAGAAGCCAUUCAAGGCAAGAAGAAGCAGUUUCUGAAGUCGGGGGACUUUUGUGAUGCACUCCAUGAAAGGAUUGAAGGCCUUCGCCAAGGGCCCCGUAGAGACUCCUCUUCCCAAUACUCGCGUGAGGUACAUGGCCUUUUUUUGGCUUCCCUCACAGAGGAGGAUUGCAACUUCCUUGAGGCAUCUGAAGGUCUUGGAAAUUCUCAGAAGGCCGAGGUGGCAUGGCUCGACAAGAAGGGCUAUGCUUACACUGAAGUGGAGAUAGAUGUGUCCACUUGGCUUAAGUAGGUAGAUGGCAAAGAUCUCUUUCAGGAGUUUUUUUGGUCGCAGCAGGCAAUUGGCCAAGCCAUUGCGCAUAGCUGAGUAGUUGCCAUCAACUCCUUAUUUCCGCCAAAGUGCAUCAGAACAAA
Cladocopium goreaui is the source of this 1666-nucleotide messenger RNA. The record is from the annotation of a GenBank genome assembly. NCBI's taxonomy places the organism in Eukaryota, Dinophyceae, Suessiales, Symbiodiniaceae.